AUGUCAUUGAACUGGGUUAUGAGAACCCCAGGAACAGAGUAUCCCCCAUUUGUACUCUUGGAGAAUGAACAGGUCAAGUUUUCGCCACCGGAAAUAGUUGAUAUCAAGCUCAAGCCAUUGGAGUUAAAGAACCCAGACACUAUUGGUCUCAAGGGUAAGAUCUAUCUCACAACCCACCGGAUUGUGGUGCUGAGCAGUGGCAAGACUGGAAGAGAGAAUAAUGACAGCUUUGCCCUACUAUAUAAGGACAUACAAUCGCACAAGCUGGAGAUGCCAUGGUUUGGGAACAACAGGUACUUGAUUCUGUUCAAGAUCAGUAAUCCAGACGGGGGGCUUAAUUAUCUUUAUCCUUGGUCGCUGGUGGUGGACUUUACAAGCGGAGGGGCAAUACGGUUUGCAGAGGAGUUCAGCACUAUAAAGACGAGAUUCGACAAUGGACAGUUAGUUGAUGAGUUGCCAGCGUAUACAGAGUGA
Molecule: messenger RNA, 474 nt
Organism: Hansenula anomala
Lineage: Eukaryota; Fungi; Ascomycota; Saccharomycetes; Phaffomycetales; Wickerhamomycetaceae
Exons: 1
Coding region: 1-474 (157 amino acids)
Biological process (GO): positive regulation of DNA-templated transcription
Cellular component (GO): nucleus
Molecular function (GO): transcription coactivator activity; chromatin DNA binding
Source: RefSeq, a predicted model, not a curated record